Messenger RNA from Wyeomyia smithii (pitcher-plant mosquito), 682 nucleotides. RefSeq names its product 40S ribosomal protein S20 (gene RpS20). The record is from RefSeq and is a predicted model, not a curated record. Gene Ontology annotation, cellular component: cytosolic small ribosomal subunit; ribosome. The transcript has 4 exons. NCBI's taxonomy places the organism in Eukaryota, Metazoa, Arthropoda, Insecta, Diptera, Culicidae. Gene Ontology annotation, biological process: translation. Bases 157 to 519 code for a protein of 120 amino acids. Gene Ontology annotation, molecular function: structural constituent of ribosome.
CCUUUGCGAUUAUGCGUUUGCGAGCUAUCGUUUGACAUUUCCACCUUCGGCUCGUCCAUUUCGUUUUUAGCUCCGGCAAGUAAAGUCUCGUCUCGGUGCUGUCCGUGGUUCAGCGCUGUUCAAGAAACUUGAUUAUCUCGACCAGGACAAUAUAAAAUGGCCACCAGUGGAAAGGAUAUCGAAAAGCCUGUCGCGGAGGCAACGACCGUUCACCGCAUUCGUAUUACGUUGACCUCUCGCAAUGUCCGCAGCCUGGAGAAGGUUUGCGCUGAUCUGAUCAGCGGAGCCAAAAAACAGAAGCUGCGUGUCAAGGGCCCAGUUCGUAUGCCUACGAAAAUCCUGCGCAUCACUACCCGUAAGACACCUUGCGGUGAAGGUUCCAAGACAUGGGAUCGUUUCCAGAUGCGCCUGCACAAACGCAUCAUCGAUCUGCAUUCGCCAUCCGAGAUCGUCAAACAGAUCACCUCGAUCAAUAUCGAACCCGGUGUAGAGGUUGAGGUCACCAUUGCCGAUCCUUAGAUGCAGGAUUGCAACCAGGGUGGUGAUGCGUAUUAUCGGUUUACGAUAAAGACUGGUGCAAAAAUGUUUCGAUUAUUGAAACACGUCGCAGGAAUGAUAGGAAUGUUUUUCUAUCGUUCAUCGACUCACAAAUAAACAUUGAAAAAAAGAAUUAUCCUCCGCA